ACCUGUUUACAGCCGUACCUAUAUAAACAAAAACCGGUAUUAAAUAACUUUUAAUUCCUAUCCGGAGACAAUUGUGUGUGGUGCUGAACGUGGACCGCGUUCGAAUUUUAUUUUAUUUAUUUUCCGUAAAAGUCUUCUGUGGACUUCUUCGCGAUGGCUUUGACCAUUGUGUUGGGGUUGACUAUCUUAAGUGUAGCAAACUAUGGUAAUACAUUUGAGUUUUCUGGACUUAACCCAUCAGUACAAAUCAAAUCACAAAUAAAACCAACCAUAAAACCAUUUUCUACACAGACUAAUCAACCUUAUCAAGCAGACCAAUUUAAGUCAGUGUUUGGACAAAAUACUGUACCUGUAAAGCCUUUUGGAGCCCCAUUUGAUCACUUUAAACCAGCUUAUCAACCUUAUCAACAACCAUUCAGGACAAAUUAUCAACCAUUUGGUCCUUAUCCUGGAUACCCAGGACCUGUUGUAUAUCCCGGCCAUGGUGGUUAUCAAGGACCAGAGGCUUACUCCUCUCCAUCUUACCGUUUUGAUGAACUUAACCACAAGCCAUUUGGUUUCCAACCACCAUUACCAGCACCGGUCCAGCCAACGUUCAAUCAAUACAAGUUUGGUCCAGCAAAAAAAUUCAAUAAGAAUUUCCCAGGAUUGGCCGAUUUCAAUCAACCGGGCAAAUAUUUCCAAGAACACCAAUUUGGAGCAUAUCACGGACCUGAAUUUUCCUCUGCUAUUGUGCCUGCAGAACACAAUAUUAAACAAUCAAAACCUAAAGAUACGUUUUUAGGCAAGCCAAUUUUUCCGACUUUACCCGAAUUCGGAUUACCUAAACAAACCAGCUUUGGAUUUCCUUCGCCAUCAUUCGGAUAUCCAGUACCAAACUUCCCACCAGUUCAGCCUUUUGUCAGCACCGUAAUACCGUCGGUGAAAAGCGCACCCACUACAGUCGUUCCGGUGGAUGCCGUAGACGUGGAAAAAAAAUUCGGUGGAGCUGAAAUCACUACCUCUAUCAUCCCGUUGUCUUCGGCUCAAGAUGAAUCGGCAACGGUGCAACAGAAAUCCGAUCAGGUCACGGGCAAGCCGUCGGAAGCGACGCCUGAAAGCCCCGCUCAGGAGGAGAUCACUACCGGUUUAGUCUCUGCUGCCGAAGACCCCGCAGCCGAAGUAGCGCCCAACAAUGAAGUGCCCGCAGCCGAAGUAGCGGCCAACAAUGAAGUGCCCGCGGCUGAAGUAGCGACCAACAACGAAGUUCCCGCAGCCGAAGUAGCGGCCAACAAUGAAGUUCCCGCGGCUGAAGUAGCGACCAACAAUGAAGUGCCCGCGGCUGAAGUAGCGACCAACAAUGAAGUGCCCGCCGCGGCCCAGGACGCCGCCCCGGCCAACGAACAAAGCGCACCACCGUCGGAGAGCAACGAACCCAUCAGCAGCGCCGAUAACGAUAAAAUCGCAUCCGUCCCGGAAAACCAAGAGCCCGUCGUGGAACUCGGCUCGGUCGUGGUAGCCCAAGAUGUCAAGGAGACCUCGAGCGCCGCACCGGCUGAGGUUUCAAACGACCCGAGCGAAUCGUCCACCGUCGGCGGAUCCGAACUAGUCACGGAGAACAAACCCAACGCCGGUGUUCCGACCGUGAGCCUGCCGGGUCUACCCGUCGAACUACAAAACUCGAAUUUCGGAUCCAUAUCGGACACGUCUUCUCUGGGUCUGUUCGGUGCAUCAGGAUUCCCACCGAACUUUGGACAGUCCGUUGGUGUCCAACAGCCGUCGUACUACCCCUACUUCGAUGCUCCCAAGUUCUCGGAUGAAGAACUGAAGGCGUUCGCAGCUAGUUUCGGAACCAAUGUCCCACAGUCUGGCCAGGUUGUCGGAAGCGCAGACCCAACAGUUAAAAUCACCGAGAGCACUUUCAGCAAUCCGUCGGCUGAGAUCGCUACCAAACUCGAAACUGGAGACAAGGUUGUAAGUGAUGUCAAAGCCGUGAGCGAAGAGAAGAAAACAACUGUUGAAUCGCAAUCCAGCAAAAUCACAGUAUCACAGCCGAAGUUAAAUACUGUACAAAUUAUCCAAGAUGACCCGUUCAACGGACAGUUGCCUUUGUUGUAUGACCCAUCCAACUCCGGCUCGCCCCUGGACACAUAUAAGUUCUACAACCACCCGUCCGUGUCCGCCUUGUCGUCUCAAGCAUCUCUGGCCUCGUACUCGCCCGAGUCCGCGUUCAAUAACUUCGGAACCCAAUUCCAUCAAGGCUACUUGGUCGAAGGAUCGCCCUCGUUGACACCGCUCACCAAGACAGUCGUGCAGUCCGACCAGACGCCGAUUUCCAUCUCGUCUCUGGACCAUCCGCUCCACAGCCAGGUGUUCAAAUACUCGCAAUCGUUCGUGCCGUAUCCCGGACUGGUGACCGGCAAUAACAACGCUGCCGCUUUCCAAACUUUCGACGUAUCGUCCACCGCCGCUCCGGUCGUCUCCUCCACCACUGCCGCCGCCGCGGCCGCUGACGUUUCCGUCCAGUCGACAUCCACUCCGGAUGUUGCGGUCGAGAGCAGCAGUGAAGUUCCAGCCGCCGAAACAGCUUAAGGUGUCCACGAUGUUCUUCCCGCCAUUCCCCUAUCUCCGGAAAUGGUCUCUUUACUUACUUUCCUCGUUCUUUCAAUAACAAGCCAUCCAACAUUGCCUUUGUACAAUAUAUUUGUGCCAAUUUCCACGAUGACUGAACACGGCGAUCUGUUCGCAGUACCGAAGAUCGGCAGGGUUGCCAGCCAAUUUCAAAAGACUAUAAAUACGUGCCUAUUGUAAUUAUUAAUUAAUAUUAUUGAACCAUGAUUAUGUAAUUUUUUUACACAAACGUAUUUAAAUACAAAUUACUGAGUAUAAUAAUAAUAAUAACCAUACCGUCUAAAAGCAUA
Molecule: messenger RNA, 2900 nt
Organism: Rhopalosiphum padi (bird cherry-oat aphid)
Lineage: Eukaryota; Metazoa; Arthropoda; Insecta; Hemiptera; Aphididae
Product: mucin-5AC-like
Exons: 6
Coding region: 154-2571 (805 amino acids)
Source: RefSeq, a predicted model, not a curated record